Messenger RNA from Zea mays, 1189 nucleotides. Its product is annotated as serine/arginine repetitive matrix protein 2-like. Lineage: Eukaryota; Viridiplantae; Streptophyta; Magnoliopsida; Poales; Poaceae. The coding region runs from base 260 to 952 and encodes 230 amino acids. The transcript has a single exon. The record is from RefSeq and is a predicted model, not a curated record.
AUGGGCUAAAUAGGUGGUGUAGGAAACCAAACAGCACGGCAUAGCCGAGGCAUCGGACGAGACAAGCGCGAGAUAAAAAGACGCGCGGUCAGAGACCUAAGCAUCCGCGGUGGCGAUUUGGACGAAAGCGAGCUAGUGACGACAACUCCCGGCCAGGCGACGAUGUAAACGACGACCGACAUGAGCAGGUCUCAGCUGCUGCGCGCAGCGAGCAGAAGAUGACCGGCAACAGACAGCGCUGGGGGAGAAACUCGCCAGCAUGAUUCGGAGCGGGCCACGGACAACGCCGCCGCGAUCAAGGCGAGCACGACCAAGGAAGGGGCCUCGGCAACUUGGAGGAGCAGGGACUGGGCAAGCGCUUGAACAGCAAUACCGACGCGAAGAGAUGAAAACCAGAGCAGCGAGCCGGGAACAAGGAGCAGGGGCGCGUGCCACCAUGGCGGGCUGGUCGGCCAGCACGAAGAGGCGACGGCGAGGGAGAUCCGAGCUGGAGGAAGCUUCCGGCGAUGGCGAGGGAGCUCGGCUGUGGAGAGAGAGCCCGCAGAAAUUCCGGCACCGAGCACAGGAGAUGUCGCAUCUUCCAGGGGCGAAUAGGGAACGGGAGGAGGAAGAGGAGUGGCCGAGCCAGAGCCGGCGCGCGCGAGGACCUAGGGAGAGGAAGAGGGUCGCGAGCUGGAGGAGCUCAGCUGGACGCAGACGCCAGGGCGCACCAGAGAAGUCGGCGCGGCGGCCAUGGGAAGGGGAGGGAGAGCUCUGCUGGGCGCCAUGGGAGCUGAGGAAGAAAAGACGGAGCUCCAGCCGGACGCCAGGAAGAAGACCGAGCUGGGCGCAGUGGAGGAAGUCCAGGGCGCGGCUGAGGGCGGGGCCGAGCAGGGAGCCGGCUGGGGGAAGAAGAAACGCUCGGCGCGCAGAGGAAGGAGGAGCGGCUCUGCGGCUGUGCCUGUACGCGUGAAAUAGAACAACGGCGGGAUUUUUUUUGUUCCAGGACACAGCGACGCAAUUCCUGAUAAGGCUCAUGCAAAAAAAAAUCAAGAGAGGAAGGCGGCGGGAGGAUAGGGAGAAGAUAUUUUUCCUUUUUUUUUGUAAUUUCUUUCUUCUCUUUUUUUACCGAAAAAUCAUAGAUAUUUUGGAUCUCGAUUUUUUCUAGCGAUGUAUACAGGGUAGACAGUAAUUGUGACACAGUUUUGAU